Durusdinium trenchii is the source of this 597-nucleotide messenger RNA. The record is from the annotation of a GenBank genome assembly. NCBI's taxonomy places the organism in Eukaryota, Dinophyceae, Suessiales, Symbiodiniaceae.
AUGUCCGAGUCCGGGGGUUUGAACCCUGAGAGGAUCCUACGGUUAGCCUCCAUGGUCCUGAUGGUGAUGACUUUGCGAGAGCGAUCAGCGAAUGUGGGUGACCAGAACCAGGCUGCCCUGGCGUUUCCAGAGCCAGGCUCAUCGGAAGGCAGUUAUGGACAUCCAAACCUUUGCAGUCGCCCAUGCGUCCUUUUCCUUCGAGGAACUUGUGAGGAGGGUGCUGGCUGUGGGUUUUGCCACUCUGCACAUCUUCAGAAACCUGCAAGCUUCGACAAGACACAAAGGAAGAUUGUGAAGUCGUGGUCUGCGGUGAAGUUGCUUGAAGCCAUUCUUCCACACUUGCGGGCCAAAGUGAAAGCAAUCCAUCAUCCAGGAGCAGGAGUGCUUUUGGAGCUGCUUCAACGCGAGCUGGCCCUUCGUGGCCCCACUAAUCACAGCACUGGGACCGCCGGCGUCCCUAGCCAGAUCCACCGUGUUCUAGCUCGCAUGAGCGUAGUGGCUUUGGUGGGCAUCCUUGCCUCCAAGCUGAAGGGCCCUGUUGCUGUGCUUCUGAAGGAGGCAUUGAUUGACUUGCGUAAGCAGGUCGCAGACCCUUGA